Penicillium arizonense is the source of this 1251-nucleotide messenger RNA. RefSeq lists its product as uncharacterized. The transcript is spliced from 2 exons. The record is from RefSeq and is a predicted model, not a curated record. Bases 1 to 1251 code for a protein of 416 amino acids. NCBI's taxonomy places the organism in Eukaryota, Fungi, Ascomycota, Eurotiomycetes, Eurotiales, Aspergillaceae.
AUGGCUGAUCCUCUCUCUAUUACUGCGGGUAUCGUGGGACUCAUCAGCUUUGCCUUGCAGAGCUCCCUGGCACUCUGCAAAGUGAUAGACGACCUCCAAACAAGCAAGAGGGAAAUUCGAGAGUUAAAAAAGGAACUUGAAGCCUUUUGUGUGGUCCUCGAGUCCGUGCAUGAAGUGGCCGCAGAGUAUCACCAUGAGCUGAGAGUAUUGGAACUCCCGCUCCGACAAUGCGGCAAAGCCUGUCAAGAACUCGAGAAAAUAGUCACGAAAUGUGUGGAACGCUCUGGUACAACAUUUGGCGCCUAUGCUUCCUUGAAAUUCAGAGGUGACAGCAUUGCCAAGUUCAAAGACAUGCUAGCUGGCCACAAAGAUGCUAUCACUAUUGCUCUAAGCAGUGCUACUUUCCGCAAAAGUGCUGUGACUGCUGAUUGCGUCAAAGAGUGGGAAGAGAUGGUUUGCUGCGCAAAGUCAGAUCUUGAAGACCGUUUAAGAGAACUCGACGAAAAAUUGGAAUCUUUCUCUAAACAUGCUUCAUCCGUCGAUAUACAAGGUGAAACAGAGUGGCGACAACUUCAAGAGGAGAAGCAAAGCACAGAACAGUGUCUCGUGAUCUGCGCCGAAUUUUACGAACACAUUGAGAAAGUCGGAUCCCAGGUAGAAACCUGCUCAGAGUCAGACAGAGUAGACGCAGGCGUGAGUGAGAAAAUGCAGUAUACGGCGAAGCAAGCCUUGGGUAAACUGCUCCGGGAGUUUAAGUCUGAGCUGGCAACAGUCUCAAGUGAAUUCAACAACAUCAUCGAGAGACUUGAUCACAGACAAAAUGGGCUUCCAUCACGAUCAGAACAUAUAUCUGGCAAAGAUGCGACUACAAUGCAGCAAAUCCGAGAGGAAAGAAACAGCACUGCUCAGUGCCUUACCAUCUGCGCCGAUGCAGCCAAACAAUCAGAAAAAAUCCAAUCGAACAUUUUCGAAGACAUCUCCUCGGGCGACGACUCUCAGCAAUUCGUCAUUUCAUCGAUUGGGCAACUGAUAACAGCGCGACGUAUAAACACUGGCUCCAGAUCACUACUAAUGCUCGGCCAGCUGUCUGACGACACUAUCAGGCAGUCAUCUCGUAACCACGCCCUUUCUACUAAGGGAAUUUCUAAGCAGAGGGAGGCAACAGGGUCUGAUAAUUUCCAGGGACGGUACAAAGUAGGGCAUCAAAUCAAGGCUGAAGAGAUAGAGGUGAUGCAGAAUUUGUACGGAUGA